Molecule: messenger RNA, 267 nt
Organism: Pyrenophora tritici-repentis Pt-1C-BFP
Lineage: Eukaryota; Fungi; Ascomycota; Dothideomycetes; Pleosporales; Pleosporaceae
Source: RefSeq, a predicted model, not a curated record
AUGCCAGUACCCAUACAUCGAUCGCUGGUUCACUCACGCGCUCACUUCGGCGGAUACAACAACCCAAGUCUCAACGCCAUCUUGAAAUUUUGGCUUGGCGAUGAGAAUCGAUCUAUUGGUGUAUCCAGGAAAGCUCAGGCUCACCUCAUCGCAAAGACCAAGGACCCCGGUAUCAACCCCGAUGCCAGCUUUGUUGCUUUCUCGCGCGCAGUUCCUAUAUAUGAUUACCACUUUCACGGAAAUAUGUCUAGGCCUACAAAAGUCUAA